GGAAGUUUAGUGCCUCCCACUGCGUGUGUUCACAUGCUGCGACUGCACCGCGACGAGGAGACCUCCGAUGGACGUCUACCAGGAGGCUGUAGGAUAUCUCAAGUCACAGCAUGUACCAGCUGUAGUCCAAACGGAGACUGAGGUCAUGGAGGAGGAUGUGUUCCAGGAGGAAGCAGAUUCCUGUUCUCUCUCUCCUUUUCAUCCUGAGAGCGUAGACUUCCCCGACACCCCGACGUUAUCCAGCCCCGAGGAAAUGCUAGAGAGGAGGCUCAUGGUCCUGAAAGGCAUCCUGGAGAGUGAGGAGGUUUAUCUCAGAGAGCUGGAGGCCCUGCUGAUGCCCAUGAAGGCCCUGCGCGCCUCAGCCGGGACGUCCAAGCCGGUUCUGUCCGGUCAGCAGGUCCAGACUGUGUUCUACCAGGUGCCGGAGAUCAGAGACAUGCACCAGAGCUUCUUCUCGGGCCUGAAGGAGCGUCUGAGCGCACACUGCCGCUCCGAGCCCGGCCCCGGGGAGGACGGGCAGAUGAGCUACACCGGCUUCGAGCUGGUGGUGGGGGACCUGUUCCUGAAAAUGGUUAACCAGCUUGGUCUGUACGGUGGUUUCAUUGGAAACUAUGAGGAAGCUGUUCAAGUCGUUCGCAAGUGCACACAGUCGGACCCUCGCUUCCGGACCCUGGCACAGAGCAUGAUGUCCAACAUCGGCUCGGACAAAACUCGUACCAAAUACACAUUUGAAGCGCUACUAUACAAGCCUUUGGACAGAGUCACCAAGACCACACUUGUGCUGCUUGACCUCCUGAAGACGACUCCAGAAACCCACCAAGACUACGCACUGUUACAGGAAGCUCUCAGAUUGUCCCGCAGCUUCCUGUCUGGUGUCAACGAGAGUUCACAGAGCAAACGAGGGGUCACGCUCAGUCACGGCAUGAGACGUAAGCUGAUGCGUGACGGCUUUGUGGUGGACGCGAGCGAGGGGGAACGCCACAUUCGUCACCUCUUCCUCUACACCGACCUCCUGCUGUGCACCAGAUUCAAACAUGCAACCAGAGGGAAGCAGGACCAGUACAGGUUCGGCUGGUUUCUGCCCCUCGCUGGCCUCAAACUUCGCUGGAUCGCAGAUCAACAUCGUUCUCCAGACGCACAGCUUCGCCUACACACCAUAAGAACAAAGAUGCACCUCCUACGUCAGCAGCUACGACAACACGCACAGGGGUCCAAGGGUUUGGCUUUUGCAGCUCGUAGCAGAAAGAAACUGGAGCAGGCGGAGCUGAUGCUGCUCACACACUCCCCGGUUUACACACUGGAGCUGCACAGCCCCAGCGGCAAGAGUCAUACUCUCCUCCUCUCCUCGCUGUAUGAGCUUGAAGAAUGGAGGGAAGCCAUUCACAAAGUCACUACAGACAACAUAGAGACCGUCCCCCCCGACCUGCUCACCCUCACCAGUGCAUGUGUGAAACUGAGAAUGACGCAGCAGCCGCCACUUCACAGCACCAACGCCGCAGUAGAGGGCGAGAUGUCUCUGUGUGGGACUCUGAGUGUGGCCGUGCACUCUGCCUGUGGCCUGCAGCAACCAGCCUCUGUAUACGUGUGUGUGGAAGUGGAUGGAUAUGAGUUCUAUGAUAAACAAGCCACGACACACUCAUCAAUCCACAGCCUCAACCCACAUUGGGACCAGGAGCUGGAGUUCCAGGUGGACGCGGCUCAGGAGCUGAGGCUGCUCUGUGUGAGUCAGGCUGAUGGAAAGAAUGAUACUGUCUUGGGAAAAACUUCUGUAAAGUUGGAAUCUAAAACCCUGAAUGAGCGAUGGAGGAGACAGACGCUACACCUCGGCCAGGUGGAUGUGACCGUCUCCCUGAAGUUCUCCCCCCACCCUCUUGAACCCCCCAGCGCUACAGCUCCUCUACAUCCUGUCUUCUGCGUCCCCAUUGAAAUUGUUACUCAACAGGAAGGAGUGAUGGUGCCCCACGUGGUGCGCUGCUGCGCGGAGGAGGUGGAGAGGAGAGGCCUGGCGGAGGUGGGGAUCUACAGGAUUUCCGGAUCCUCCAGUGACAUCAACACGCUGAAGACUGUCUUCAACAGCAAUCUGCGUGACGCUGUAACCAGGCUGAGGAGGGCGGAAGUGAACGUGGUCUCUGGUGUCCUCAAACUGUACUUCAGAGAGCUGCCGGAGCCCCUCAUCCCCGCCGACAAGUUUCAGAGCCUGGCCAGGUCGCUGGAGAUUCAAGACGUAGACUCCCGGCUGGUCUCCAUGUUCUCCGUGCUGCACUCCUGUCCCGCCCCCAACCGCAACACCUUCCUGUUCGUCCUGCACCACCUCCAGAGAGUUUCUGAGAAGCAAGACACCAACAAGAUGACUCUGAUGAACCUGGCUACGAUAUUCGGUCCCAGCCUCUUACGCCUCCCUGUGGCGGCACUGGGACCCAUCGGCUCCUCCAUGGAUAUCUCUGUGGAGGUGGUGCUGCAGGUCCAAGUGGUUUUCUGCUACCUGCAGUGCAACAACCUCCCUGAAGCCCAGACCUCUCUGCCACAUGACACAGACUCUGAAGAUGAGACCACCCACAUGUGAGACCACCACCAGUGUCAAAUACUGCGUGUGAAGAAGUAUCAGCAAACUCUUAACACAAUAAAAUUAUUUAUUGAUAUAAAUAUG
Molecule: messenger RNA, 2647 nt
Organism: Trematomus bernacchii (emerald rockcod)
Lineage: Eukaryota; Metazoa; Chordata; Actinopteri; Perciformes; Nototheniidae
Product: breakpoint cluster region protein
Exons: 22
Coding region: 68-2563 (831 amino acids)
Biological process (GO): signal transduction; positive regulation of GTPase activity
Cellular component (GO): membrane
Molecular function (GO): guanyl-nucleotide exchange factor activity; GTPase activator activity
Source: RefSeq, a predicted model, not a curated record